GUCAUAAUAACAGUAACUCCCCUUGUAACAAAAUGAGUUUUUGUGUGGAUUUGGUUUCAGAAGAUUCUUUUUAUGAAAAUAUUACUUUGGGCGUAACUAAACUUUUAGAGUCUGACCCUCGAAUUUGCAAUGUGACGGUGGAACGCCGUAUUCCUUGCGACCGUGUCGCUCUAUCCACUUGGGAGCAACGCCAUUCUGCCGUGUUGCCUGAAGAUCUUCGAAAUUUCUAUGCCUCAAGUGAUGGAUUUUUACUUACUUGGCACUACAAGUAUUCAGCUGAUCAAAUAUUGCCAGUUGGUUCCAUUCGAGUGAACUCCUUGAAUGAACUAGUCCUUUCGCCAGCUUUGAAGGAUCUACUGGAUUUCUCUUUUACUCGACCAAGCACGGGGCCACGACCGGUUCUCAACACCAAGAGCAAAGUGUUUGAAUUGGAUUCUUGUAGAACAAUCGGCAAGGUAUGUCUGGUAUACACCGGAGGCUCAUGGUCGGUGUGGCUGGGCACUCGAUCCGGCGCUUGGGGCUGGCUGGCGGACUCCUUCACGCAGUAUUUCAGGAUGGCGCUGGUGCACCUCGGGCUGCCCGGCUGGCAAGCCGCCUUUGCGGACCUGCCGCCUAUACCGUGGGCUGAGCAACUGUUCCUUCUCCUGGCACCGCAUCUGUUGGAGAAAGUUGACGAAAAGCCUGUAUCUUCGUCAUCGUCCGAAGCGAGCCUCAACCACAUCGACCCGAACAUCUUCAAGGCCUCCGCGAGGCAGCACAAAAACGUGUCCAGGCAGACCAAUGCGUAGAACCAGGCAAAUUAAAAACAGAUUUUAACUAAGGUUCGGUAGCACUAGUGACCGACCGAAGAUCAUGUUUCGGCCAAAAAACGGCCGAAUCUUUCGAAAUUGUACUUUUGGGUCACGUUGGGAUCACUUUUUCAGGAUUUUAAAAGUUCCUGGUAAGGUGAUAUUUAAGAGUUCAAAAUAUUUAGUAAUGUGACAGACGGACAGAGUCGCACCAUAAGGGUUCCUUUUUGAUACGGAACCCUAAAAAUGACAAAUAGUGAAUACAUGACUAUGAGUAGGGUCUAGUUGAGUAUAAAAACGAUUUUAUACAUACAUAUCUUCUAACGUUUCGGUUUCGGCCAAAACUAGAGCCAAGGCCGAACCUUCGCUUCCGGUUUCGUCAAGAAAACAUGUUUCGGUCGGACACUAGGUAGCACCAAAUCUGUCACCGUACGUUUGCUAAAUUUUGUUCAAUAAUCUGUUACAUAUGCUUGGUGCAACUGUGCCUAAGGCUCCGCACACACGGGCGACAAAACUGUUUUGUCUCCGUCGCUCGGUCUAUGGGCUAGUAUGAAGGUGCGCACACGAGGCGACGCAACUUUUCAUACAAAUACGACGGAGACAAAACAGUUUUGUCUCCCGUCUGUGGGGGGCCUAAAGCUUCAUAUUUAACUAUCCGUUUUGUGUGUAUUUUAUUGCAUGACAACGAAAAGAUUGUCUGAUAUAUCUAAUUGGUAUAAGUUUCGUUUGUGUUUCCAAUCACUGGAUUGUAAAAAUGGGAGACAGUAAUCUGAUAAAGUGAGAUACAUAAAACACUUUAUAAUUACGUCUUCAUGACGGAAGGUUACAGAGGCGUUACCCUUGCACGACUUAGGAGCAAAUUUAUACCAGUUCAGUUAUGUUAUGGUAAAUCAUGAGCUGACUUGAAUGAAAUCCAAUAAAACAUAAUAAAAUUCAUUUUUUCUUUUAUUGGCCAGCCAAACAAAUAAAACAAGCCAAGCAAAUUACAUACUGUAUAUUGAAUAAAUCUUGAUACAAUAAAAUUUAUAGCUAAAUAACAAAACAAAAAUGGACGGAAUGUGAGAUUCUAAAUGAAGUAUCAGCUAGUUUAAUAAAUGUAAGCUUAAAUUUAAGUAUGUGAUAUAAAAGUAGGUACAUACAUUAUAAAACUCAUGCUAGGCCAUGGUCAACCAUGAUUGCAGUGU
This is a messenger RNA of Leguminivora glycinivorella, 1972 nucleotides long. RefSeq names its product tubulin polyglutamylase complex subunit 2. The transcript is spliced from 5 exons. NCBI's taxonomy places the organism in Eukaryota, Metazoa, Arthropoda, Insecta, Lepidoptera, Tortricidae. The record is from RefSeq and is a predicted model, not a curated record. The coding region runs from base 33 to 788 and encodes 251 amino acids. Gene Ontology annotation, biological process: protein polyglutamylation.